Camelus dromedarius (Arabian camel) is the source of this 4750-nucleotide messenger RNA. RefSeq names its product solute carrier family 38 member 9 (gene SLC38A9). NCBI's taxonomy places the organism in Eukaryota, Metazoa, Chordata, Mammalia, Artiodactyla, Camelidae. Gene Ontology annotation, biological process: amino acid transmembrane transport. The record is from RefSeq and is a predicted model, not a curated record. The coding region runs from base 448 to 2142 and encodes 564 amino acids. The transcript is spliced from 15 exons. Gene Ontology annotation, molecular function: L-amino acid transmembrane transporter activity.
CUCAUGUGGCCUCCAGGGCUGUAAGGACGGCAGGAGAUCGCGUCUCUCCUCCUAGGUAUCUUAAGGGCAGCAGGCGGGGAACCGACUCUGUCGCAAAUGUCAGGCGGCAGAUGAGAUGCGGUCUACCCACUUGGCUGUCCUCCCUUCCAAGGCCGGAGGGCUGGGCUCUGCGGCGGGAGGUGCGCUGGCUGUCGCAGAGCCCUCUGGGAGUUGUAGUCCACGGCGGCGGGAGGUUUGACGGCGGAGGCCGGCUUAGCGCUCUCGGAACUCCAUCCCCCGCCGGCCCCCGCGACCUAGGCCGUUCCCUUUUCCUGUUCAGGAGACGAGGAGCCUCGCUGCAGCAAGUUGAGAAGAUUGGGGAAGGGGUGUUCGCCUUCCCGCCGAGUUCUCUGAGAGUGAGGGCUUGGCCUGCUCAGGACUGACUUCAGUGCUUAGAGUCUGAGAAAAAUGGCAAAUAUGGAUGGUGAUUCUAGGCAUCUUCUCAUCCCUGAGGUAAAUCAUGAAAUAAACCCUGGACCUAUGAAUAUCCAGUUUGAUUCAUCAGAUCUAAGAUCCAAAAGGCCUUUCCAUAUAGAGCCCACAAACAUCGUCAAUGUGAAUGAUGUCAUUCAGAGAGUUAGCGACCAUGCCUCUGCCUUGAACAAGAGGAUUCAUUACUACAGCCGGCUCACUGCUCCUGCAGACAAGGCACUGAUUGCCCCAGAUCAUGUAGUUCCAGCUCCAGAAGAAUGUUAUGUAUAUAGUCCUUUAGGUUCUGCUUAUAAACUUCAAAGUUACACUGAAGGAUAUGGUAAAAACACCAGUUUAGUAACCAUUUUUAUGAUUUGGAAUACCAUGAUGGGAACAUCUAUACUAAGUAUUCCUUGGGGCAUAAAACAGGCUGGGUUUACUACUGGAAUAUGUGUCAUCAUGCUGAUGGGCCUUUUAACACUUUAUUGCUGCUACAGAGUAGUGAAAUCACGAGCUAUGAUAUCAUCAGUGGAUACCACUACAUGGGAAUAUCCAGAUGUCUGCAGAUACUAUUUUGGUUCCUUUGGGCAGUGGUCGAGUCUCCUUUUCUCCUUGGUAUCUCUUAUUGGAGCAAUGAUAGUUUAUUGGGUUCUUAUGUCUAAUUUUCUUUUUAAUACUGGAAAGUUUAUUUUUAAUUUUAUUCAUCACAUUAAUGACACAGACGCUAUACUGAGUACCAAUGAUAGCAACCCUGUGAUUUGUCCAAGUGCCAGGAAUAGUGACCAUCCUGACAAUGACUCUAUGAUUUUCUACGCCAAUGACACGGAAAUCCACCAGUUUGAAAAAUGGUGGAAUAAAUCCAAGACAGUGCCCUUUUACCUCAUAGGGCUCCUCCUGCCACUGCUUAAUUUCAAAUCUCCUUCAUUUUUUUCAAAAUUUAAUAUCCUAGGCACAGUGUCCGUUCUCUAUUUGAUUUUUCUUGUUACCUUGAAGGCUAUUCGCUUGGGAUUUCAUUUGGAGUUUCAUUGGUUUAUGCCAACAGAAUUUUUUGUCGCAGAGAUAAGAUUUCAGUUUCCACAGCUGACUGGAGUGCUUACCCUUGCUUUCUUUAUUCAUAAUUGCAUUAUCACACUCUUAAAGAACAACAAGAACCAAGAAAACAAUGUGAGGGACUUGUCCAUUGCUUAUAUGCUGGUGACAUUAACUUAUCUCUAUAUUGGAAUCUUGGUUUUUGCUUCAUUUCCUUCGCCACCAUUAUCCAAAGAUUGUAUAGAGCAGAACUUUUUAGACAACUUCCCUAGCAGUGACAUCCUGUCCUUCAUUGCAAGGAUAUUCCUGCUGUUCCAGAUGAUGACUGUAUACCCACUCCUAGGCUACUUGGCUCGUGUUCAGCUAUUGGGCCAUAUCUUCGGUGACGUUUAUCCUAGCAUUUUCCACGUGCUGAUUCUUAAUCUAGUUAUUGUGGGGGCUGGAGUGAUCAUGUCCUGUUUCUACCCAAACAUAGGAGGAAUCAUAAGGUACUGCCUAUAUUCAGGAGCAGCUUGUGGCCUGGCCUUUGUAUUUAUAUAUCCAUCUCUCAUCUAUAUAAUUUCCCUCUACCAAGAAGAGCGUCUAACAUGGCCUAAAUUAAUCUUUCACGUUUUUAUCAUCAUUUUAGGCCUGGCUAACCUGAUUAUUCAGUUUUUUAUGUGAAAUACUCAACUGUCGUCUCAAGAGCUUUCAUGGUAUUUUGAACUUUGACAACAGUUCCACAUAAAUUCACUUGUAAAUGCUGUUGUUGCUGUAAUUCUAAAUGUUUCCUAAGGUAGUUUAAAAACAAGGGAAAUAGUGGCCCAUUAAUAGGUAAUUAUUAUUAGAGUGGGGAAAGGGUAGGAAGAGUGAUCUUAAUCUCUUUACUUUUCUCAUAUUCACUGAUCUCUUCAUUUUACUGUCUUUUCUGAGUAGAAAUACGUGCCCCUAGGGAAAAAUCAUGCUGGGUUUUGCUUUUAGAGAUGUGAGGUAGGUGGGUCUAUUUUGGCUACAAUAAGGAUUCUCAGGGUGUCACAGCAACUGUAUUGCCAGAUCCCAUUUGUGUUCUAUGUUUCAAUGAUUCACUUUCAUUUUAUUACUUAUUAGAGCAUUUCUGCUGCUUGCCCAAACCUUUACUGUUUGGAACAGUAAACCAAAUACCUCAUUUUAAAACAGAAGUAUCCAUGACAUCAGUGUUAGUGAAGUGAAUUCUUACGUGAGUCCUUAAUCUCUAUUUUUAAAAGAGAGAAGAAAAAGCAAUGUCAGUAUAGGCCCCAUGGUCAUGAAAUUUAUACAAAAUAAAGGAACUAGGAGAGUCUGUUGCUAUCUGGCUCCUCUUUUGUUUCUAAUCCAGUACCAGUUCCCCCAGCCAGAUUUUGCAUAGGAACAAUUAUGAUUGUCCCCCUAGACCCACGGGGCUCUUUUGCUUCUUGGAUCCCUGAGGAUUGCAUAGGAUAUGAUAACAGGCCAAUGGAGAAGAGUGUAGGAAGCAUGGCAGAGAGGGAUGUUUGAGGCCCUACAGGUAAUGGAGAGGGGCCAGAAAGAGUGAAGCCUCCUUUACAGUGUCUUCUUUGGGGGGUGACAGUGAUUUCUUUAACACAAGAAAGGAUUAACUCUGUCUGAAGUAUGAUGUCCAGAAGGACACCCCUCUUAGCUUACUGCUAUAACUGGCAGGGUAGAGGAUUAAAUCUCCAUUAAAAAAACUACUUGAGUCUGAGAAGAGGAUUAGGGAAUCAGAAUUUUUGGAAUUAAGACUCUCCUCUUUUUCUUUCAAACCAAAAGCCACACCAAAAUCCAAAUCCAUGUCUUCCAUGUAAUACAGCUUCCAUGCUCAGCUGGAAAAGUUAGAUUUCUCUAAUUUUCUGCUAAUGUUAAACAGUGUCUUGUGUUAAUACACAUCCCAAGAUAGUGUGUAUAUUUGCGUUAUUUCCUUCCUUUGAGAAAGAUAGGUGAAAUGGUUUUCAAACCUAGUAAAGUGCCCCAGAUUCAGGACCAGCAGAUAUUUCUUUUAGCAGAGCUUUCUGUCUAGUCCAUAAACCCAUACCUAUUUUUGAUGAACUCUAUUACCUAAAGCUCUUUUUUUUUAAAUCUCACUAGGAAGAUUCUCAAGCGUACACAAAAAUAGAGAAAAUAAUAUAAUAAACCCCCCAUAUUCAUCCCCUAGAUUUAGUAAUUAUGAGACUUUGCCACAUUGCUCACCUAUCCCCCUUUUUUUCUUUUCCACUGAAAUAUUUUGAAGUCAGUCUUGGACAUUAUGUCAUUUCAUCUGUACAAAUCUUAAUAUGUACUAAUAGCCUCUUGAACUUAGUUAUGUUUAUUGAGAGAGACAGUCUUGGAAGUUCUUUGUUGUUGUUAGCAGAAGUGGCUGGUUAAUUAUAAAAUUCUGCAUUUGGUGUCCAGAUUCCUGGGUUAACCUCUCAGAACAGGAGUAUAAGCAUGGAGAAGGUGUGUCUCUGUGCUUGGGGGCCUCUGAAUCUUUAUGACUUGAGAGUUUUGUUCAGUUAGAGAUACAGGAAUCGAAAGCUAGACCUUGAGAGAUGGUCUAGGCUUAAUCCCUGUUUAUCCCUAGUUGCCUCCCGUGUCUUUAAAAGCUUCAGAGACAGAAUUUUCAUUGCCUUUUUUCAAUGAUAUACUUGAAUAUUUUAACACAUGGAAAAAUGAUUUCAUAUAUUUUUGCCCGUUUAAUGAUCAAAGUGAGUAUGACAAUGAAUGUAUUAUUUAUUAAACUAAAAAGCAACAUGGAUAAUUGCUUUUUGUUUUCUUUAAAAGACUUGAUAAUUCAGAACUUCUAGAAUCCUCUGUUAGACUUAUGAUGACUUUGCCUUCUUAGGUUUCUUCUCACAGAACUGACUCCUUUGGCCUGUUAUUUAGCUUGGUUGGAAAACUCUGAAUGUGUGUUUCCUGGCUCACACGUUAGAAUGAUGAGAUAAGAAUUCAUUCCGAUCACAUUACAGUUAACUUUAUACUUUCUCUACUGUCAUCUCUUUGAAUUUUCUAAUUAAAUUUCUUUUACUUUUUGCUCUGACAUGGUUAAUCUUAGUUUCUUUGAAUUUAGUUUAUUUAAUGCACAACUGAGGAUGUGACAAAAUUUAAAAUGGUUUGUUUAAAGAGCUCUUCCUUGGAAAGGCUCUGGAUGAAUAUGUGGUAUGAUAACACUAAGCCAGAAAGGCAAAGAAAUAUGCUUUGACAUUCAACACCUGUGAAUGAUCAUCCAAAAUCAGUUUCAUCAUCACACCCAGAAAAUGUAUUUGAGUAAACAAUAAAUUUAUCCACAAAAAGGGACUGUAUUAAA